UCCGGUGUGCAGGUUCUUUCGGAGCCUUGGCCCGCACGGUGCGCAGCGUGUGCGGUGUGUGAGCGCAGGGAACUUCACACACAUCUGUCAGAUAAAACCUUAUUUCAAGAUGCCGCCGAAGAAGACAGGAGACGGACCAAAACCGCCCCCUCUCAUCGGACGAUUCGGGACGUCGCUUAAGAUCGGGAUUGUCGGGUUACCGAAUGUGGGCAAGUCAACGUUCUUCAACGUGCUGACAAAGAGCCAGGCAGCAGCAGAGAAUUUCCCCUUCUGCACCAUCGACCCCAACGAGAGUCGUGUUCCCAUUCCGGACGAGCGCUACGACUUCCUCUGCCAGUACCACAAGCCUGCCAGGCUGCAACACCACACACUCCUCCAGCCUUCAGAGUCUUCAUGCCCCAGUAAAGUGCCAGCUUUCCUCAGUGUGGUGGACAUUGCCGGCCUGGUGAAGGGGGCACACGCUGGGCAGGGACUGGGCAACGCCUUCCUCUCUCACAUCAGCGCCUGCGACGGCAUCUUCCACAUGACGCGAGCGUUUGAGGAUGAAGACAUCAUCCACGUGGAGGGAUGUGUUGACCCGGUCCGGGACAUUGAGAUUAUUCACGAGGAGCUCAGGAUGAAGGAUGAGGAGAUGAUCGGGCCAAUCAUAGACAAGCUGGAGAAAACCGCUGUGAGGGGCGGAGACAAGAAACUCAAACCUGAAUAUGACAUUAUGUGUAAAAUAAAGUCCUGGGUGAUUGAUGAGAAGAAACACGUGCGCUACUACCAUGAGUGGAACGACAAAGAGAUUGAGGUGUUGAACAAAUAUCUGUUCCUGACAUCCAAGCCAAUGAUCUACCUGGUGAAUCUCUCCGAAAAAGAUUACAUCAGGAAAAAGAACAAAUGGUUGGUGAAGAUCAAGGAGUGGGUGGAUGGCCACGACCCCGGCGCUCUGGUCAUCCCUUUUAGCGGAGGCUUCGAGAGCAAGUACCAGGACAUGAGCGACGAGGAGAAACAGAAGUUCUGUGAGGAAAAUAAAACCCAGAGUGUGUUGACUAAGAUCAUAAAGAGUGGCUACUCAGCCCUGCAGCUGGAGUAUUUCUUCACUUCUGGACCUGAUGAAGUACGCGCGUGGACCAUCAGGAAAGGCACAAAGGCACCACAGGCGGCCGGCAAAAUCCACACAGACUUUGAGAAAGGCUUCAUCAUGGCGGAGGUCAUGAAGUACGUGGAUUUCAAGGAGGAAGGCACUGAAGCGGCUGUUAAGGCUGCAGGAAAGUACAGACAACAGGGAAGGAACUACAUUGUGGAGGAUGGUGACAUCAUUUUCUUCAAAUUCAACACACCCAAUCAGCCGAAGAAGAAAUGAUGUCAUUGUUAAAGCCUUCAAAGAUUGGAUGGACUGUACCAAGUGGGAUGGGGGUGGGGGAGAGGGAUGAUAUUCUGCAGAUGUGAGGAAUUACCCCUGAACUUUUUUUCAUUUUUGGCCUUGGAGUAUUUAAGGUGCGCCCCGUUUUUCUGUUUUAUUUGGGAGCUUUUAUAGCCGAGUUGUGCAUUGCGGCUUGUCUUCGCACACUUGAAUGCUGCAUGCCAUGCAGCAAGAGCAGAAACCCACAGCUAAUAAACUUCUCCAGCUGAGAUGGAAAAUGUAUGGAUGUGAAUUCCUGAAAUGUGAUGGGCUUCUGAUUUUAAGGAUGCAGUGUUCUGUUUUAAUGUCGUAUGGUUUGACUGUUUUGGACUGUAGCAAGAUUGAAAUUAUGAAAGCCUGGUUGCUUUAAAGCAAGUAAAAGCUACCACUCUGUACACACCGGUACACCUCUGCAGAAAUAUGUUCACCACUGGGAUUUGUGCAGAUGAUGAAAUAAACCGCUGUCGUGCCACGUA
Electrophorus electricus (electric eel) is the source of this 1863-nucleotide messenger RNA. RefSeq names its product Obg-like ATPase 1 (gene ola1). Lineage: Eukaryota; Metazoa; Chordata; Actinopteri; Gymnotiformes; Gymnotidae. Gene Ontology annotation, molecular function: ATP hydrolysis activity; ATP binding; GTP binding. The record is from RefSeq and is a predicted model, not a curated record. Gene Ontology annotation, cellular component: cytoplasm.